This is a messenger RNA of Sphenostylis stenocarpa, 738 nucleotides long. The record is from the annotation of a GenBank genome assembly. NCBI's taxonomy places the organism in Eukaryota, Viridiplantae, Streptophyta, Magnoliopsida, Fabales, Fabaceae.
AUGACUUCCUCACUCGAGAAGAUCCAAGGCGAACAGGUCCUCAUCAACGAGAUUCUGGACCUUUCAAUCAAAGAUCUGAGUGAGAAAGGGAGUGAGGCUGAGAUUCACGAGGUUGGUUUUGGAAGCCAUGGGGGAAUCUGUGCCAUUUGCUUGGAUAAAAUAGUGCUGCAGGAAACUGCUCUUGUAAAAGGUUGCGAGCAUGCUUACUGUGUAACAUGCAUUCUUCGUUGGGCUACCUACCGUGAAAAAGUUACCUGCCCUCAGUGUAAACAUCCAUUUGAGUUCCUCAAUGUUCAUCGCUCACUUGAUGGAAGCAUUCAAGAUUUCAUGUUUGAGGAGAGUGUUUGUCUGCUACUUCGAGCCUCAUGGUUCAAUCCUUUAUCUGUUGAAGAACAUGUUCAUGAAGAUUCAUAUGAAGACCUAGAAGAUUACUAUCAGUUUGAGGAUGACAAUGAUGAAAUAGAUGAAGUUUAUUAUGGUGGUUCAUCUAGUUUUCGUAUUGGCAACCGCAGAUGGGGAGAUAACGGUUAUGUUAGGGCUGGUCGUCAAGAAGCUCGGCCGGUUCAUCGUUCAAAUUUCCAGGAUUCAGGAGCCAGUUCAUCGCGUGAGCCAAAGAAGAAAGAGGUUGCCAAAAGUACCACAGGCAGAAGGGCGAAGAGGGCACUGAAAAGGGAAGCUGCUGAUAAGGCAGCUGAAGCAAAACAUCAGCAGCAUUUGGUACGGCUGGGUAGGAAGUGA